UGUCGGGAGAGCGAGCAGCACGUUGUCGGCUUCUCCGCGCGGAAACUUUCACGCCGAUAUCGAACGGUUUUCCUUCCCUCCUUGUUCGCUGGAGGAGACAAGAACGAGCCCUUCGUUUUGUUUUCCCCUCCUGUAAGUUAGCGAGCGCAGCUUGGCGAAACAAAAACACACAAAAACGGCAGCCAACAUGUCGGCCUCGGCGGCAAAAGUGAGUAAAAAGGAGCUCAACUCGAACCAUGACGGAGCGGACGAAACCUCCGAGAAAGAGCAGCAAGAAGCGAUUGAACACAUCGACGAAGUUCAAAACGAAAUUGACAGGUUGAACGAGCAAGCCAGUGAGGAGAUCCUCAAAGUAGAACAGAAAUACAACAAACUCCGUCAGCCAUUCUUUCAGAAGAGGUCAGAACUGAUCGCCAAAAUCCCCAACUUCUGGGUCACCACGUUUGUCAACCAUCCACAAGUAUCUGCCCUACUGGGGGAGGAAGAUGAAGAAGCGCUUCACUACCUGAGCCGAGUGGAGGUGACAGAGUUUGAAGACAUCAAAUCAGGCUACAGAAUAGAUUUUUAUUUCGAUGAAAAUCCGUACUUCGAAAACAAAGUCCUUUCCAAAGAGUUCCAUCUGAACGAGAGCGGGGAUCCAUCUUCAAAGUCCACAGAAAUCAAAUGGAAAUCGGGAAAAGACCUGACCAAGCGCUCCACCCAGGCACAGAACAAAGCCGGCAGGAAGAGGCAACAUGAAGAGCCAGAGAGCUUCUUCACUUGGUUUACCGAUCACGCCGACGCCGGUGCCGACGAGCUCGGGGAGGUCAUCAAGGACGACAUCUGGCCCAACCCGCUGCAGUACUACCUGGUUCCUGACAUGGAUGACGAAGAGGGUGAAGGCGAGGACGAAGAGGAGGACGAGGAGGGUCUGGAGGACAUCGACGAGGAGGGAGAUGAAGACGGAGAGGAUGACGAAGACGAGGACGGAGAAGAUGGAGAGGAUGACGAGGGAGAAGACGACUAAUGAAACAAAACCCUACCCACCAGACCCUCAACCUUCUUAUUCCCUGUUUGGUUUUUUCCACUCAUGCUCUGGAGCAAAAGUUUAUUUUUUAUUUUAUUUUUGUUUGUUUAAAAAAUUCUUUUUUUAAUUGUGCGUGCUUCAUUUUCCAUUCUGAAGCCUCCUCUUCUUCACCUGUUGGUGCCAUGUUCUGUUCUCCUUUGACUCAUCUUAUGGCCAAUGGCACUUUUUGCCCUGAAUUGUGAGUACCAUCCACAAAGUCAUCUAAUAAAAAAAUAAAAAAAGAUAAAUAAAAAAAGUAUUACAAUAGAAUCAGCACGGCAUCCUGAGUAGAAUUUGAUGAUUCACACUGAACUUCUGUUUAAAAGGUUGUGUGGUAAAUUUGACUAAAGCCAUGGUGUAGUGACCUAGCGCUAGCAUACCUCAAUAUUUUUCCCCCGUAUUUUUAUUUUAUUUUUUUUAGUUGGGACGUUGGUCCCCUUUGGAAAUAAAAUUGUUAUUUUUUUUCCCCCUCUAAUGUGGUUUAACAAGUACCAGCUCAUUCCUUUGACUUGUAAUGUUUAGGGGGCGGGAGGGGGGGGGUAAAGCUGGGGAGGGGGCAGAAGUUAUUUGGGGAGAGUGGUUUGACAUCAUUUCUAUGGGACUUUUUUUCUUUUUCUUUUCAUUGUAUUGUUUUACAGAUAUCCAUGAGAUUUGAAAUGACAUUUUUAAUAAAGAACAAAAUGGAAAAAAAAACAAGCUUGUAAAUUUUGGCCCCCACUACUGCUUCAUGGGUUUAAAAAAAAUUAAAUAAAAAAAAGAAGACACCUGUUAACUCACAGAAUUUACAUCUAAUCACCCUUUUUCCUUUUCCGCUGGGGGGAAAAGAAACUGUUUUAAAUUUGAGGUGUACAACUUGCUUUGUUACAAUAAUAAAACUUAACUGUGUA
This is a messenger RNA of Scophthalmus maximus (turbot), 1932 nucleotides long. It is a transcript of the gene seta, whose product is annotated as SET nuclear proto-oncogene a. Gene Ontology annotation, cellular component: chromatin; nucleus. The record is from RefSeq and is a predicted model, not a curated record. NCBI's taxonomy places the organism in Eukaryota, Metazoa, Chordata, Actinopteri, Pleuronectiformes, Scophthalmidae. The coding region runs from base 188 to 1006 and encodes 272 amino acids. Gene Ontology annotation, molecular function: histone binding; chromatin binding. Gene Ontology annotation, biological process: nucleosome assembly. The transcript has 8 exons.